AUGGAUGACAAAGGAUGCCCUGAAGAAAGUGAAGAACAGAGCAAGCAAAAGGGGAAGGCGGAGACGGUGGCGUUUCACAAGCUGUUUGCUUUUGCCGACGGCGCAGACAUUGUGUUGAUGGUGGUUGGAAGCUUUGGUGGCAUUGGAAAUGGUUUGGGGUUUCCUCUUAUGACAUUACUGUUUGGUGAAAUAAUUGACACCUUUGGUGGUAACCAGAACAGCCCCAACAUAGUUGAAAAAGUGUCCCAGGUGACUUGCUGGAUGGUGACAGGGGAGAGACAGGCGGCGAGGAUUAGGGGAUUGUAUUUGAAAAGUAUCCUAAGACAAGACAUUGUUUUCUUUGACAAGGAGACAAACACUGGGGAAGUGAUAGGGAGAAUAUCAGGUGAUACUGUUCUCAUUCAAGACGCCAUGGGAGAGAAGGUUGGGAAGUUUGUGCAGCUGAUAGCAACGUUCAUAGGGGGCUUUGCGAUAGCAUUUGCGAAAGGGUGGCUUCUUACAGUUGUGAUGCUGUGCAUGCUUCCACUCCUUGUUUUGUCAGGAGCUGCCAUGGCCAUCAUCCAGGGAAGGAUGGCUUCCAGAGGUCAAGCUGCCUAUGCAAAAGCUGCACACGUACUUCACCAGACAAUUGCAUCCAUAAGAACAGUUGCAUCAUUUACAGGGGAAAAACAGGCAGUGUCUAACUACAGCAAAUUUCUUGUAGAAGCUUACGUAACAGGAGUUCAUGAAGGUUCUGUUGCUGGGGUGGCCCUUGGCACAGUUAUGCUUCUUGUUUUUAGUGGUUAUGCUUUGGCAGUGUGGUUUGGCGCAAAGAUGAUAAUGGAAAAUGAAGAGAAAUAUAAUGGGGGCACGGUGCUUAAUGUGAUUGCUUCUUUUUUAACUGCUUCAAUGUCUCUUGGGGAGGCAUCCCCUAUCAUGAGUGCUUUUGCUGCGGGUCAAGCUGCAGCUUACAAAAUGUUUGAAACAAUUGAGAGGAAGCCAGUGAUAGAUGCUUAUGAUCCAAAUGGGAAAAUAUUGGAAGAUAUUGAAGGUGAAAUAGAGUUGAGGGAUGUUUGUUUCAGUUAUCCAACGAGGCCUGAGGAGUUGAUAUUCAAUGGUUUCUCUCUUGAUAUACCUAGUGGUACAAUUGCUGCACUAGUGGGACAAAGUGGGAGUGGAAAAUCUACGGUUAUCAGUUUGAUAGAGAGAUUCUAUGAUCCUCAGGCAGGUGAAGUUCUUAUUGAUGGCAUUAAUCUGAAAGAGUUUCAGCUUAGGUGGAUGAGGGGGAAAAUUGGCCUUGUUAACCAGGAGCCAGUGUGGUUUGCAUCAAGCAUUAAAGAUAACAUUGCAUAUGGAAAGGAGGGAGCCACAAUUGAAGAGAUAAGAUCAGCAUGUGGACUUGCAAAUGCUACUAAAUUCAUUGACAAACUGCCACAGGGAUUGAACACAAUGGUUGGUGAACAAGGAACUCAACUCUCUGGUGGACAGAAACAGCGCAUUGCUAUAGCAAGAGCAAUCUUAAAGGAUCCAAGAAUUCUACUUCUGGACGAAGCUACUAGUGCCCUUGAUGCAGAGUCUGAAAGGACAGUGCAAGAGGCUCUAGACAGGGUAAUGGUUAACCGAACUACUGUUGUUGUGGCGCAUCGGUUGAGCACAGUAAGGAAUGCUGAUAUGAUUGUUGUAAUUCAUAGAGGGAAGGUGGUUGAAAAAGGAACACACUCGGAACUACUCAAGGAUCUCGAGGGAGCUUACUCUCAAUUGAUACGUUUACAAGAAGUAAACAAGGAAUCAGAAGAAACUACAAGCUAUCACAGCAAGAGUGAACUUUCUACAGAACCCUCUACACAGUUAACUAAAAAGAGAUCACUUAGGAGAUCCAUUAGCAGGGGAUCAUCAUUGGGGGGUAGUAGCAGCCACUCAUUUUCUCUUUCCAAUGGUUUACCCACAGGAGUUAGUGUCCCUGCUACUGAAGAUGAAGACUUAUUACUUGAAAAUCAAGCACAAGAGGUUUCACUUCACCGACUUGCUUCCCUCAACAAGCCAGAGUUUCCAGUUCUUCUGAUUGGAUGUGUAGCUGCCAUAGCAAAUGGUGUUAUACUUCCCAUAUUUGGGGUGUUGAUAUCCAGUGCGGUUAAAACAUUUUAUGAACCAGUUAAUGAAAUGAAAAAGGACUCCAAAUUUUGGGCACUAAUGUUUGUGGUCCUUGGUCUUGCAUCAUUGUUGGUAAUUCCAGCUCGAGCAUACUUUUUUUCUGUGGCUGGAUGCAAGUUAAUCCAACGUAUCAGGGUAAUAUGUUUUGAGAAAGUGGUGAGCAUGGAGGUUGGUUGGUUUGAUGAGCCUAGCAACUCAAGUGGUGCCAUUAGUGCAAGGCUCUCAGAAAUUGCUGCUUCUGUGCGCGCCCUUGUUGGUGAUGCACUGGGGCUGUUGGUCCAAAAUAUAACGUGUGCCUUGGCAGGGGUUCAGCAAAGAUGCGAAAUGAUGUACGAGGAAGCAAGCCAAGUUGCUAAGGAUGCAGUUGGAAAUAUAAGAACAGUAGCUUCUUUCUGUGCUGAAGACAAGGUUAUGGACUUGUAUAGGAUGAAAUGUGAGGACCCCAUGAAAACAGGGAUAUGGCAAGGGUUGAUCAGUGGAUUAGGAUUUGGGGUUUCAUUUUUCUUACUGUUUUGUGUCUAUGCAACUAGUUUCUAUGCAGGAGCUAGACUAGUGGCCUCUGGAGAAGCAUCAUUCUCAGAUGUUUUUCGGGUUUUCUUUGCUUUAACCAUGGCAGCUAUUGGAGUUUCCCAGUUUAGCACAAUUUCUCCAGAUUCUGGCAAAGCCAAGUCAGCUACUGCUGCCAUAUUUAGCAUAAUUGAUAAGAAGUCAGAGAUAGAUCCAAGGAAUGAGUCUGGUACCACAUUGGAUAGAGUUGAGGGAGAAAUUGAGUUUCGUCAUGUGAAUUUCAAGUACCCAUCAAGGCCUAAGAUACAGAUAUUUCGAGACCUUAACUUGGUUAUCCAUUCUGGCAAGACAGUAGCCCUUGUUGGUGAAAGUGGAAGUGGAAAAUCCACAGUGAUUGCGUUGUUGCAGAGAUUUUAUGAUCCCAAUUCAGGUCAAAUCACACUUGAUGGUGUACCAAUUGGGGAGCUACAACUCAAGUGGUUUAGACAGCAAAUGGGUCUUGUAAGCCAAGAGCCAGUAUUGUUCAAUGACACUAUUCGUGGCAACAUUGCUUAUGGGAAGGGAGGUGAUGCAACUGAAGCAGAAAUCAUAGCAGCAGCAGAACUAGCUAAUGCCCAUGUGUUUAUCAGUGGAUUACAACAGAUUGUACUUGGGUUAACACUUUCUCACAUUUCACAUGGCUAUGACACUGCAGUGGGAGAAAGGGGAACCCAAUUAUCUGGUGGGCAGAAGCAAAGAGUAGCCAUUGCCCGUGCUAUGAUUAAAAGUCCAAAAAUAUUGCUAUUGGACGAAGCCACAAGUGCAUUAGAUGCUGAAUCAGAGAGAGUUGUUCAAGAAGCAUUGGACAACGUCAUGGUGAAUAUGACCACUGUGGUGGUGGCACAUCGCCUAUCUGCAAUAAAAAAUGCAGAUUUGAUUGCUGUUGUGAAAGAUGGAGGCAUUGUAGAGAAGGGAAGCCAUGAAACACUCGUUCGAGUCAAGGAUGGGUUUUAUGCUUCCUUAAUCCAACUUCACUCAAAUGCUUCAAAAAUUUUGGUUCCUUAA
Molecule: messenger RNA, 3681 nt
Organism: Sphenostylis stenocarpa
Lineage: Eukaryota; Viridiplantae; Streptophyta; Magnoliopsida; Fabales; Fabaceae
Source: the annotation of a GenBank genome assembly